AUGCUGGUUCAAGUGCUCGGGGUGAAGGAGAGUGCUGACCUGCAGGAAGGGUUUGGGUUUUUUUUGCAGCAUGUGCUGUCAGGCGGGCUGGAGAAGGUGCAUGGAGAGGGGGGAUGGGGAGACGGGGAAUGUGAGGGUGUGGGAAAAGGUACUGAAGAGGAGACAGGAAGGCAUGAGGGGCUGGAGCACGAUGAGAGGUACGGGGAGGAGGAGGGAGAGAGCAAGGUAAAGGUCCUUGCGGCUGCUAGGAAAGGCAGGAGGGUAAGGAAGGACUUGAAGUGGAGGGAGAAUGCGAGAGGGCCCGUGUGGAAGCGGUAUGUGGAUGGCAUGGCUUGGAUUUUGGAGCAUGGAGGGGGGGAAGGAAGAAAUUUCCAGUGCAGCCACUGCAGUGAAGGGGGCAGCAGCAGCAGCAGCAGCAGCAGCAGCAGCAGCAGCAACGUCAGCAGUUCUAAAGCCAGCAGCAGUACGAGCACCGGUGCUCCCAAGGGCAUGCACGUGAGUGGUGUAGGUGCGACCGAGUUCGCCCUCGCUGUCACCACAGCUUUGCUGAAACCAGAGCACUGGAAGGAGGCAGAGAUGUACUUUUAUAAUGCGAACCCUGCGAGCAAGAUGCAGGUAGAGAGAGCAGCUAUUCAGGUGGCUAGAAGGACGCUGCUGCAGCAUCGCUUAGAGCAGAGAAGGGGGAUGGAUGGAGGAGACCGGGCAGGUGUGGGAGGAGCUCAGCCCCCUCAGCCCCUCCAGCCGCCUCAGCCUGCUACAGCCGUUGCUACAAACGCUAGGCUCGUGCCUGUCGAUAGGUUUGGCGCCAUUCCCAAGCCUCUGGAAGGAAGCGGCGUUCCGCUGGAGUGGGAGGAGUGGCCUGGGGGCGAUGAAGCUGUUGCGAAGUUUCCUGACAACCCGAAAGAGCGAUGUUUUGGGCUUGGGAUUGUGGAGGAGUGUGGUGGACCAGCAGAGAAGCGGACAUCGCCUCAACCUCCUCGGCACACAUCUGAAGCAGAAGGGGAAAGCAGGAGGGCACGGGGAAAAGGUUGUAAGGCAGCAGGGCAGGAGUGCAGUGUGGAAGCCACACAGAGCAGAGCCAGUGGGAAAAUUGCUGAAGCACCUGGAAACGCCGAGCAGAGAGUCACACUACCACCCCCCAGAAGGAAGCUUCCUAUCGUGCGCUGCGAGGCAGAUGUGGAGUUGCUGGUGGGGCUAGCCGGGUACGUAUUGGACCCUCCUGCAUGUGCCCACUGCACCCGCUGCUCCACAGACUUCAUGAAUUUCGCAUGCUCCGUUGCUGUCAUUGCCAAUUUUGCCUAUCGCCCCGUCAGUCACCUGUUUGCCCAGGUUCUCUCGGCGUUCCCGCCUGCCUCCCCUGGGUUUGUGAAGCUGGUAGAGUGCCUGGACCUCCCUGCUCGCCUGCCCAGGCCUGUGAACGUGGGUGUGCUGCUGGAGCGAGCUGAGCAGGUGCCUCUAUAUUUUCUCAUUCACAUGGCUAUGUGGUGCGCGCAUCCUUUGCUAAAAAACGAUUUGGUCGAACGGGAAUGCGGUGGAAAAGGGAAGGAGGGGACAGGUGGGAGGUUGAAGGUGGAAAGGUGCUUGGAUGGUGAGGAGGUUCAGGAUAGCGGUGGAGAGGUGUGGGAGGAGGUGGUGAUGUGGUUUUCCUUGGUGAUGGCUGCGUGGAGGUUCAACGUGGGUGGUAAGGGAGAGAGCGAGGAGUGCAGAGGAACCAGGAAGCAGGAGAGGCCGGAAAGGGGGUGGGACAUUACAUGGAUUCUUGAGGCAGCGAUCAUCCCGAGGUACUGUGAGGGGUUGCAAGGGCAGUGUGGUUCUGCCAGGGAGAGCAGCACUGGCAGCAGCAGUAGCAACUGUGAGUGGAUGGGUGACAGCAACCGCAGUGAGAAGAAGUGUAAGAAGGGGGAGGAGCCGGCGCACCUGAAGGCAUGGCCAGGGGGGGUCAACCUGGUGGCAUGUUUGCGAGAGAUGCUGCUUGGGGAGCCUUGCUACCGCCCUGCCUCCCCUGCUACUCCUCCUGGUGGCAUGUCCACCCGUGCUCCUCCUUCCACCUGUCCUGCUCCUUCCACCCAUCCUGCAGCAGUGGUUUCUUCUCGUCCUGCUGCUUCACCCACCCCCAUUUCAGCAAGCACCCGUGUUCCUGCUGCUGCUGCUGCUGCUGCUGCUGCUGCUGCUGCUGCUGCUGCUGCUGCUGCUGCUGCUGCUGCUGCUGCUGCUGCUGCUGCUGCUGCUGCUGCUGCUGCUGCUUCAGAUGACCAAGGCCGUGUGUGCGGUGAUGCGGGGUGUGGUUGGGUGGAGGGUGGUGGUGGUGGGAAGCUAAGGAGUUGCGGUGGGUGUGGCAAGGUGGCGUAUUGCAGCAGAGGUUGCCAAAAGGCGCAUUGGCCCUCUCACAAGCUCACAUGCCCCGGCAGGACCAGCGGGAGGAGGCGUGGGAAGGAUGGGAACCGAGAUGGGUGCGAGAAAAUCCGCAAGGAGAGUGUUUGUGAGGGUAGUGGCGACAGCGGUGGUAAGCAAAGUGGGGUGAAUGGUGGAAAGAUGGUUGGCGAGGUCAGUUGCCUGGGGACAUGCGUGGACAGGCUCGAAAGCAUGCGCGAGGGGAGUUGGAUGAGUGGCGAAGUCGCGGGAAGGAAGGAAGAGUAA
Molecule: messenger RNA, 2637 nt
Organism: Closterium sp. Naga37s-1
Lineage: Eukaryota; Viridiplantae; Streptophyta; Zygnematophyceae; Desmidiales; Closteriaceae
Source: the annotation of a GenBank genome assembly